UCUUGUAUCUUGGCUCCAGAAUCGGAAUCCUACAAAGCAUAAACUGCAUUUUUCUUCUGUCACCUGCUUCCAUGGAGUGUCUAGGUCACGUGCGGGCAGCCGCACACUCUCUUCCAUUCUGCGACUGGAAAUGCCAGAGGCGACUCGCUGCGGCCGACCAGUGGCCGCUGCUCUGGAAGAGAAAACGUUCGAUUCGGCCUCUUCCGCUAUUACGCGCCUUCGGGCCGACGACGGAGGUGAAGGGAGUGGAGGAAUUUGCUGAUGAGGAGGAUUAUAUUAAGGCCGGCGGCAGUGAGCUCUUCUUUGUUCAAAUGCAGGAGCGGAAGCCUAUGGAAAAGCAAACCAAAAUUUCAGACAAACUACAAAUGAUUUCUUCUGGCAUUCCUAUGCUGGAUUUAAUCGUGAUUGGGUGCGGUCCGGCUGGCAUGUCGCUGGCAGCAGAGGUGGCUAAAACUGGAUUAAGAGUAGGACUUAUUGGUCCCGACCUUCCAUUUACAAAUAACUAUGGUGUAUGGGAGGAUGAGUUUAAAGGUCUUGGAUUGGAAGGUUGUAUAGAACAUGUUUGGCAAGAUACUAUAGUAUAUCUUGAUAGCAAUGAUCCAAUUCUGAUAGGCCGUGCAUAUGGUAGAGUUAGCAGGCACUUGUUGCACUCUGAGUUGUUGAGAAGGUGUCAGGAAACUCAUGUCGAAUUUCUUGAUUCAAAAGUGGAAAAGAUUAUUGAAGCAAGCGAUGGUUCGAGUAUUGUUGUAUGUGAAGGUGAUCUCAUGAUUCCGUGCAGGCUUGCCACUGUUGCAUCUGGAGCUGCUUCAGGGAAACUUCUCCAGUACGAGGUGGGGGGUCCACGAGUGACCGUGCAAACAGCAUAUGGAGUGGAGGCUGAGGUGGGAAAUAAUCCGUAUGAUCCCAAAUCAAUGGUUUUCAUGGACUACCGAGACCAUGUGAAGGGAAAAAUUAUAUCCUCUGAUGAAUAUCCAACGUUUCUCUAUGUCAUGCCCUUGUCACCUACAAGGGUCUUUUAUGAGGAAACUUGCUUGGCUUCAAGGAACGCCAUGCCUUUUGAUCUUCUUAGAAGUAAACUUAUGUCUCGCUUGGAUGCUAUGGGUGUCCGUAUAUUGAAAAUAUAUGAAGAGGAAUGGUCUUAUAUACCUGUUGGUGGAUCCUUGCCAAACACGGAACAGAAGAACCUUGCAUUUGGUGCUGCGGCCAGCAUGGUGCAUCCAGCCACUGGAUAUUCAAUUGUCCGUUCCUUGUCUGAGGCUCCAAAGUAUGCUUCAGUGAUUAGUAAUAUAUUGAUGAGAAAUUCAUUUUCAAGACAAAAUAAGAUCGUAGGGAGUGUUUAUAAUCCUUCUGCCCUAGCAUGGAGGACUCUUUGGCCACAAGAAAGGAAACGACAAAGAGCAUUCUUUCUAUUUGGACUAGCUUUAAUAUUGCAGCUUGAUAUCGACGGAAUUAGAAUAUUUUUUCAGACUUUCUUUCGCUUGCCUGAUUGGAUGUGGCAGGGUUUUCUGGGUUCCACACUUUCUUCGGUGGAUCUUAUAUGGUUUUCCUUCUACAUGUUUGCAAUAGCACCCAACAGCCUAAGAAUUUCCCUCGUAAGGCAUCUCUUUGCUGAUCCGUCUGGCUUAACUAUGAUUCGGGAGUACCUUACCCUGUAAAAUAUAACGCGCAUUUAUUUCUGCAUCUUUUGGGGAUCAUCCUUCAUUUUCUAAUGGAUUGGCUAUUCUGGUUUGUGCUUCCCUUCAAUAUUGCAAAUAAGCAUCAAAAUUAAGUAAAUUCAAUUUGUGCAUAUUUUGAGAGAUGCACGUAGUUAUUGCAAAAUGCUCUUACCAAU
Phalaenopsis equestris is the source of this 1831-nucleotide messenger RNA. RefSeq names its product lycopene epsilon cyclase, chloroplastic. The transcript has 11 exons. Bases 72 to 1655 code for a protein of 527 amino acids. Gene Ontology annotation, biological process: carotenoid biosynthetic process. Gene Ontology annotation, molecular function: oxidoreductase activity, acting on paired donors, with incorporation or reduction of molecular oxygen. The record is from RefSeq and is a predicted model, not a curated record. NCBI's taxonomy places the organism in Eukaryota, Viridiplantae, Streptophyta, Magnoliopsida, Asparagales, Orchidaceae.